Molecule: messenger RNA, 1593 nt
Organism: Nematolebias whitei (Rio pearlfish)
Lineage: Eukaryota; Metazoa; Chordata; Actinopteri; Cyprinodontiformes; Rivulidae
Gene: xrra1
Product: X-ray radiation resistance associated 1
Exons: 14
Coding region: 1-1593 (530 amino acids)
Cellular component (GO): nucleus
Molecular function (GO): protein binding
Source: RefSeq, a predicted model, not a curated record
AUGGCUCACAGGAAGACUGAGUGGCAGAGACACAGAAACAUGCACAGAAGAACUAAGGAGACCUAUAGAAACGAGAACGUCCAGGCUCCUCGUGGAGCCACGCUAGAUGCAGACUUCUUGCUCCAGCUGCAUUUUGUUGACGAGCCCUCCCAGCUCUGCUCCGUUGACAUCAAUGAGCGGAAACUGAAUUCUGUGAAUCCAGAAGGCCUGAAGCUGUUUACAAACGUCGCUCAGGUCGACGCAUCCAUCAACGCCCUCACUUUAGGAUCCUUCGGCUGUUUUGUGUCUUUGAGAGAACUCAACUUGUCUUUAAAUGGAAUCCACGACGUGUCAUUUCACGCUGCUGAUUUCCCUCACCUGGAGGUUUUAGAUUUGUCCUACAACCACCUAUCAGCUCAGGGUUUAGUCUCCCUCGGUCAGCUUCCAUGUCUUAGAACCCUUCAUCUGACUGGAAAUCAGCUCCAUCGUCUUCCUCUUACCUUUGCUUCCUCAGAGCCCGACCAUGCUGAGCUGCCGGCUGAAGAGGGAGUCAGACAGUUUGAAGCUCUUGAAGUCCUGCUGCUCGACAACAACAGGCUGUCCUCCAAUGUCUUCUUCAGCCUGACGAACCUGAAGAGGCUUCAGAACCUAAACCUGCAGGGGAAUCGCAUUUCUGCAGUCCCACUUAUAAAAGUGGGGGACAGUUCAAACGUUGGGCAGUCUUCUGCUGAAGAUGGAGGCCACACGAACAGUGAUGAAUAUCUGAAGACAAUGGAGACCUUGCAGAUGGACAGCUGGGACAAGGACAGGAAAGGACGCCCUCUGCCUCUACCUGAACUCCAGCAUCUCAAUUUAGCUGAGAACAAGAUUUCCACAGAAGAAGCUCUGGUUGGUGCCGCUCAGUUCCCGAAGCUCAGAGAAAUCCAGAUUCACUCCAACCCAUUGAUCACACAGAAAAGAGGUAGCUUGCCCCUCCUGACUUUUUAUCUCCAGGAGAGACGAGGAAUAGAGAUAAAGCGACACAACGAACAAAAAGCCAAGAAGCUUCCUCUACAAGUGUUCGUUGACCCGAAAUGGAAGGUGGAAGAAAACCUCAGAAAUGUGUCAAAAAGACGAUUUUUAACGAAUCCAGUUUGUCUGACACAAACGCAGAAUGAAAAAUGUGAAGAGACUAUCCAGGAAGUGACCCAAUCGGAGGACAAAAACACCAGCGUCCAUAAAAAUAUGAAACACUUCUUUAUCACUCAGGCAGAGGAUGAGCCUGAGUUUGAGCUGCUUUCUUCAUCACAAAAGAGGCUGAGAAACAGUAGCGGUCCUGAAGAAUCCACAAGCUACAAAACAAUUCAGGGUAUUAAAGCAAACCCUGAUGUGCUCAAGUCCAUCGGAAUCCACACAGCUGUUCGAAUGUUAGAGCACAGACUGAGGAAUCUUAAUGUCUACAGAGACUCCAAACCAAAGCUUGAUAGCAUCCAGACUCCUUACAGAGAGAGGGAAAAAAAGAUAAAGGAGCUGCCGCCUGUGAGACCAAAGAUGCGGGCGUCUCAAAGGGUCGACGAGAUGAUGAAGGAAAUGAAAGCGAGCUCAGCCAUAAAAGUAGUCACCUUAGGUGUGUAG